AUGGCGUCGCCUAGUGCUAUUCGCUUCGUCACUGGCACCAAAAAGUCUCCUCUGGGCUCUCUGCAUCUUCAGCUUCGCGUGAAACCUGGAGCCAGCAAAAACCGCGAGGGCGUCAUAGCCGUCACCGACGAUGCAAUCAAGCUGUGCGUUUCUGCUCAGGCGAGAGAGGGCGAGGCCAACAAGGCCGUAGUUCAGGUUCUCAGCGGUAUAUUGGGCGUGCCAAAGUCUAGUCUUCAGCUGACACACGGCACCAAGUCACGCGAUAAGACGAUUGUGCUGGGUGGGAUCAAAGGCGACGGAGAGGAUUAUGCAAGGAGCAUACGGGAGAUACUUGACAAGGCAGCCGAGGAAUAG
Molecule: messenger RNA, 354 nt
Organism: Fusarium tjaetaba
Lineage: Eukaryota; Fungi; Ascomycota; Sordariomycetes; Hypocreales; Nectriaceae
Product: DUF167 domain protein
Exons: 1
Coding region: 1-354 (117 amino acids)
Cellular component (GO): cytoplasm
Source: RefSeq, a predicted model, not a curated record